Messenger RNA from Suillus fuscotomentosus, 710 nucleotides. RefSeq lists its product as uncharacterized. The transcript has a single exon. The record is from RefSeq and is a predicted model, not a curated record. NCBI's taxonomy places the organism in Eukaryota, Fungi, Basidiomycota, Agaricomycetes, Boletales, Suillaceae. The coding region runs from base 95 to 574 and encodes 159 amino acids.
GGAGUGCCGCAACCCCUUCAAUUGAACGUUCAACUUAACCUCGAUAUUAUGACUGAUAGCACGCCAAGAAUACUGCAGGCCCGAGUAUCGUGCCAUGCGCGCCAACAUCGACAUCCAGAAGCUCAAUACAUACUUGAAAUUACAUGUGCCGGUUAUCGCUCCUACCAAACAGUUCAAGGUACGGUCACAAUUUAUUGAGAUUAUUGAGAAUGGUACUUUUUUGCCAUCUCUCUAUUGUAUUAAUAUGCUAAGCCUGAUCACCCAAAGCUGGCUCUCCGAUCUCGCUAUCUGCUCGCUGGCAGCAUUGGAUUCUCUCGACCCAUUCCAAUUAGGCCUCAAGAACUUUGGUCCUACGACUGAUUACUUCCCCCGUCAAAUCAAAUCUUUUACACGCAUAUCGCUUGCUCAAUCCCAGGCUAUGGAUAUCGAGACAGGAAAAGCAACAGGAAAUACUCCGUAUUUUGAAGAAAUGGUCGGUUGGUACCAGAGGCACCUCCCGGACGAGAGUAAAACUGGGCUGCGGAUUGUCCAUGGGGACUACAAGCUUGACAACAUGAUAUUUCAUCCAGGAUAAUUGGCAUACUGGACUGGGAGUUAUGUAUUCUAGGUAGUCCGGUACAUGCACCGAUCACCGUCUUGAUCUAAUUCACUGCAUAGCUUGCUGACCUCGCGAACCUUACCCAACCAUAGGCAAUCGACGCUCGUCAUGU